Delphinapterus leucas (beluga whale) is the source of this 3161-nucleotide messenger RNA. The record is from RefSeq and is a predicted model, not a curated record. Lineage: Eukaryota; Metazoa; Chordata; Mammalia; Artiodactyla; Monodontidae.
AUGUCAGGGCUUCUGGAAUGGAUCCUUUCAGAGUUCAGAGUUUUACAGAGUCCCACUUGCUAUCAUAUCUCUAAGAGUUUGGAGUAUAUAAAUUAUGAGGAUUUCAGGUUAAAUAGAAGAACAGCUUUGCACCUGGCCUGUGCUAAUGGAUAUUCAAAUAUUGUAUCUCUCUUGAUUGAGAAACAGUGCAAAGUAAAUGUCUGGGAUGGUGAAAACAGAUCUCCAUUGACUAAGGCAGUACAGUGUGACAAGGAGAGUUGUGUUACUAUUCUUCUAGAACAUGGCGCAGACCCAAACCUGGUGGAUUUAUAUGGCAAUACUGCUCUUCAUUAUGCUGCUUGUCAUCAAAGUGACUCAUUAGUUGCAAAAUUGCUUGAACACAAAGCUAAUCUUGAAGCUCAAAAUAAGGAUGGGUAUACUCCACUUUUACUUGCCAUUACUGAAAAUAAUGCAGAAAUGGUAGAAUUUCUUCUGAAGAGUGGGGCAGAUGUGAAUGCUUCAGAUAAGAAUCAAAGAACAGCCCUUAUGAUUGCUCUCAGUGAUGAACCAACAAGUUUAGUCAGUCUUCUUCUUCAGCAAGAGGUGAACCUAUCUUGUCAAGAUAUUUAUGGAUUCACAGCUGAGGAAUAUGCUUCUUUCAAUGGUUUUACUGUAUAUCACCAAUUAAUUGCUAAUUAUGAAAAGAAGAAUGUUAAACAGAUAUCUAACUCUACAAAUACAACUUUGGACUCUAUAUCUGAUACAGAAGAACUGGAGGAAGAUGUGUAACCUCAUUUCUACAAAUCCUUUGCUGCUGCUUGGAUCAGGAAAGUCUAUUUUGAAAGAGCAGUUAAGUGAACUAUCACAGAAUUUUUGCUGACUACUCAAUGAAGAAAAGUUUGGUAAAUAGAGAGCCAUUUUCACCUUAGAAGAUGUGAAGAAAUUUCAAAAGACAAACAUCUAUAUUGUGACCCAUCAGUUGAAAAAAAGAAAUUUGUGUUAAGCAUAUGGGCAGAGAAAAACUUCUUAGUCAAAAUAUUAAAUGAGAUAUUAGUAAAAGUAAACUUUGCAACAUACUGUCUUAAGCAGGCAUUAGAACAUUCAAAUAAAGUAAAAAUAUUAACAUUUCAGCUACAAAAUAGAGGAAAAAAUAGAAAUAAUCCUGUGUAAAUGGAAAUUCUGUUUCAUUUACAAGGACCAUCAUUGAUAAAGCCUUUUUUGAUUUUUUAGAAAUACUAUAUUAAUACGUAUCCAGGGUAUUAUAGAAAAGAAAAAAAAAUGCAUCACCCAUAGUCUCAUCACUCAAACAAAACAUUUGUCAAAUUUUGGGCAUGUUUUUGUAGUCUUUUAAAAUUUGCUUAGCUUUUUUCUUUAUCUCAGAGGAAAUUUAUAAUUUUGCAUUUUUCUUUUUAAAGACACAGUAUAUAGUUCACAGUUUUCACUGUGCUGCUUGCCAUUCCUUAAACACAUGCAGCAUGGUCUGGCUUCAGGACUAUUCCCUGGAAGACUCUUCUUUAGUUGUCUCCUGGGACAGCUUCCUCGCCUCACAUGGGACCUCAGCGCAGCCUUCUGUGGCUGCCCUGCCGUUCAUCUCUUACAGUGCUUUAUUUUCUGUCCCUUUCCUGCUUGCCUUUUGGAUUGCAAAAUCCAUGAGAGCUUGAACUUUUUGUUCAUAGUUAAAUCCCCAUCACUUAUAAAUGCCUGGAGUAAAGUAUUCAAUUUGCUGAAUACAUAAGAACUCAAGCGUGUCAGGCACUAUUCCAAGCAUUUCACGUAUCUUAACUCAUGUAGUCUUCACAUUCUUGUUGAGGUAAGUACUAUUUGUAUCCUCAUUUUAUGAUGAGGAUAUUGAGGUGCAACAAGAUUAAAUGACUUGCUCAAAGCUCCUGAGCUAGGAAGCUGAGAGCUGGGAUAUGAACCCCUGCACUCUGGAUUUGAACCUACCCAGUCUGACUCCAGAAUUUGCUGCAUUAAUCAAUAUACCAUACCAUCUCUCUCAUGAACAAAUGAAUAUGUAUCAUCCUUAUAAACUCAAUUGUUAAUGGCUCAGAGGAAAGCUUUGUGCAUUGUUUGCAAUGUAUUUAAAGCAUUCAUUCAUUUAAAUAUAUUUGUUGAACUCCCCACUAGUGCUAGGAGGUGUGGAAGAGCCAAAGUGGAGGAAAAACCUGACAAUUCCUGACAGCAACUCAACACACAUUUAAUUUUCACUAUGGUUUAGAUCAGUGGUUCUCAACUGGUGGCAACUUUUCGUCCCCCAGAGGAUAUUUAGCAAUGUCUGGAGAGAAUUUUGGUUGUCAGCACUAUGCAGGAAUACUGCUAAAUGGCCCAUAAUGCACAGGACAGUCCCCUACAAGUCCUUAUCGGGCCCCAAAUGGCAACAGUGCCCAGGCUGAGAACCUCUGAUCUCAAUUCUAUAUUAUGUACUGGGGUACAAAGAAGAAAAAGGUGUCUUAUAUCCUGUGCCCUCAAUGAUCUCACAAAUGUUUAGUCUGGCCCCCACCCCAAUCUUUGUCAACUUCCAAGUUAAUGAGGAUCAGGCCUUUAGUAUUGGGUUAGCCAAAAAUUUCAUUCGGGUUUUUCCUAAGAUGGCAUGGGAAAACCCGAACGAACUUUUUAGCCAACCCAAUAUUAGCAUGGGAGACAGAGUGAUAAACUAUUAAUACUUACAGCAGGUUAGGGUGGGUCAGAGGUGAUUCAAAAUAAAAGAGAAACCUUUUGGCUGGGCUUGCCUUCGUAAGUAAAGUUUCUCUGGGUGUUCCAAACAAAAUGUACCCAUCAUAAUAAAAGUUAAUUCAUAAUAGAGACACAAGCCAAGGACCCAAGAAUCAGAGGACGGAGAGAUCAUUUAUGGAACUUUGACCAAGGUUAACCUUGGUGGAGAAGAGAGGGUUUGAAUCAGGUCCUGAAGGCUGGAUGGAAUUUUGACAUGGGACAUCUCAAAAAAAACCAGACAGGAUAGAGAAAGAACUUUGAUAUUUUAUAAUUGAAUUUGUGUCCAUCUGGGGAAAAUGCAUACUUUAAAACAGUAUGUUGUAGGGCAGGUGUAGUAGUACAGCAAUAUUUGAUUUGAGUUUAAUUGCCAGCUCAUUGUUUUUAAUUCUCUCAAGUAUUUAAAACCUUAGAAUGCUAUUACAUUGAGAAUUCCUUUUUAGUGUGUCUGGUAAUGUCUAAAAUAGAGCACA